This is a messenger RNA of Phyllopteryx taeniolatus (common seadragon), 5136 nucleotides long. RefSeq names its product immunoglobulin superfamily, DCC subclass, member 3 (gene igdcc3). The transcript has 14 exons. The record is from RefSeq and is a predicted model, not a curated record. Gene Ontology annotation, cellular component: axon; plasma membrane. Gene Ontology annotation, biological process: cell-cell adhesion; axon guidance. Bases 174 to 2480 code for a protein of 768 amino acids. Gene Ontology annotation, molecular function: protein binding. Lineage: Eukaryota; Metazoa; Chordata; Actinopteri; Syngnathiformes; Syngnathidae.
GAAGAGAAGGAUGAGGAGAGGGAUGCUGACAGAUUACUGCUAUCGAGUUGCAAUGGCGACAGCUUGUCGGACUUCAGCGAGCCCCGUAGGUGGGAAUAUGUAGUCGGAUAUAUGUCCGAAGCGCAUCGAUUAACUUCGCCUUCUGCAAGUGCUGGAUUCAUUGAGCGUUUUAAAUGGCAUCCAAGAGGCGCUGCCGCCUUGCGCCGUGCUUUUUGGGUAUCCUGCUAAAUGCUUGCAUGGGUGUGUCGUGUGAUGCUGAGCUUUCCUUCACCCUGGAGCCAAGUGACAUCAUCGCAGUGCAGGAGCAACCCCUUAUGCUCCAUUGCCAGGUGGAUGGUAUCCCCCCGAUCACAACACAAUGGAGGCACAACAGCAUGCUUUUAACUCAGGACAAGUAUCACACCACCUUCAUCAAUGGCUCUCUCCUCAUUGGCCACUUCCUCAAGACCAAAUCUGACAACUCGUCGGAUGAAGGGGACUAUGAGUGUAUGGCCCAGAAUUCUUUUGGGCUGGUGGUCAGCCGAAAGGCACGCAUCCAAGCAGCCACCAUGGCCGACUUCCAUGUCCAACCAGAGCCAGUGCAUGCUGAAGAGUCUGGGGUGGCCAGAUUCCAAUGCCAAAUCCAUGGCUUGCCAGAGCCUGUUAUCAGCUGGGAAAAAGAUGGGCGUCCUGUCGACACCAAGGACAAGAGGUACACUCUCUUGCCUACAGGUGUUCUGCAGAUUACAGGAGUGCGUGAGGAGGACAGUGGAAAGUUCUGCUGUGUGGCUCAUAACAGUGCAGGAGUGAAACACAGUGCUGAGGCCCUCCUUUCUGUUUCAGGCUCACAGUCAUCUGUUUACAAAGAACCAAUGAUCCUAGUUGGUCCGGAAAAUCUCACCCUCACUGUUCACCAAACUGCCAUUUUGGAGUGUGUUGCUACAGGAUACCCCCGCCCCAUUGUGUCUUGGAGCAGACUAGAUGGACGUCCCAUUGGUGUGGAGGGUAUCCAAGUACUUGGCACUGGAAACUUGAUGAUUUCCAAUGUUGGCGUGCAGCACUCAGGAAUUUAUGUGUGUGCUGCUAACAAACCAGGGACCCGUGUUCGUAGGACUGCUCAGGGACGUCUAGUCGUUCAAGCUCCUGCAGAGUUUAUUCAACCUCCGCAGUCUAUUGCUCGACCUGUGGGGACCACGGCUAUGUUCACCUGCCAAGCCCAGGGUGAGCCUGAGCCCCAGCUCACUUGGCUGAAGAACGGCCAGAUCCUGGAGCCUGGUGGCCACGUCAAACUCAGAAGCAACAACAGCACACUGACGAUAUACAGCAUCAGCCAGGACGACGAGGCCAUCUACCAGUGCAUUGCUGAGAACAGCGCCGGCUCCACGCAGGCCAGUGCGCGCCUCACAGUGCUCUGGGCCGACGGACUCCCUGGUGUGCCCACCAACGUGCAAGCUAAGGCCCUCUCACCCACCACCAUCCAGGUGUCCUGGAGGGAGCCCGAUCAGAACACACAAGACAUCAUCGGUUAUGUGCUCCACAUACGCAAGACCCCAGACCCAGUGGAAAUGGAGUAUGAGGAGGCAGUCAGUAAGGUGAUGCUGCAGCAGAUCAUCCGAGAUCUCGAGCCUUCCACGAGUUACACCUUCUACGUCAAAGCCUACACGUCCCGUGGGGCCAGCAAACCAUCAGACAGUGCCACAGAGAGCACUCAUGGGGAAGUUCCAGCACCUCCCUCCCUCUUCGCCAAAGUUGUGAACAGCAGCGUGGUGCAAGCAAUGUGGGAAGCUUCCACCAAGAUGGGUCAACACCAAGGCUUCCGACUAUAUUACAGAAGAGCCCACACAGCAGUGUUCACUGGUCCCAUUUUCUUACCACGCAACGCUACUCAGUACAACAUUACUCAGCUGGACCCUUCACUGGUUUAUGAGAUCAAUCUGCUGGCAUACAACCAACACGGUGAUGGCAAUGCCACAAUGCGUUUUGUCUCACUUCGAGAGGCAUUGGAGAAAUCUGUUCUGGAUGCCUCCUGUGACUGUGUGCAAGAUGAACAGAGCAAAACCUCCACCACAGGCAUCAUAAUUGGCAUUCACAUUGGAGUCACCUGUAUCAUCUUCUGCAUUCUCUUCCUCGUCUUCAGCUACCGUGGCAGAUUGAUGAUGUGUAAGGAAGUUCAGGCCACCCCCCAGGCAGCACACAGCACAGCACUGGAGUCCUCUUCUUCCCAGGAGGGCUAUGGGCUGAACACAGCCACCAGAAGAGAGAUGAUGGUCAAUUGCAGCGCAGGAGGAAACAAAGUGGUUGACAGCAAAGAGCUGGAGAGAUUCUUCCCUCAGUCCAACACACAAGACCCACGCAUGGCUGACAGAACCCUCUUGACCUACUCCCCAAAUGACACGCAGCUGUCCACAAUACCACUGGACGAGUUCACUGUCGAGCGGAACACAGAAACACAUUUCCAAGAGUCUUCUGCAACACGAACAGCUCAACGGAACCAAUGCUAAUCAAUGUAUGAAAUGUCUACUCAGAUUCUCUCUGACUCAGGUUUUCCUUUUAGUAGGUGGCAUUUUGUGUCGAGAUUUUUAUUGGUAAGUUAAGAAGUUCUAGAGAGCCUAGAACUGGUUUUGGGCAAGUUGUUUUUCGACAGGCUUACCAGUUAAGUGUUCUUUACGCUCACUGUCUGGUCAUUAGUUUAUUUUCUGGUGUUCCGCAGCACACAGAAGAGAAGCCCCAAAUGUCCUUGUUAUACAAAGAUGAUUUCAUUUUUUAAGUUUUUAAAUAUAUAUUUACAUACAUAUACUGUAUCUUUAGCAUCUCUAUGUCAAAGUGGAUAUACUGGUCUUAUCGCUACUUCUCUGUGGAUGUCAAAGAUGCCUUCUGCCUGCUCAAACAUACCAACGAUUCCAUCUUGUUGCUCACAGAAGACCUCACCCUUCUUCCAGGGACUCAGUCAGUACUGUCUCAGGACUUUUUUUUCCCCCCGCCCAUUGUGAAUUCUGGGCCAUCCUACAAGCUCUGGGCAUGUGUGAACCUUUUAUUCAACAAAAACCUACCUCAGCCGGAAUGAAUGUGUUGUGGGAAGCCUUUAGGGACUUUAUCUUCCCCUGUGUUCACACUAACUGUACAUACAGAUGAACUGAUGGGUCAGAAUUACAAGAUCAGGUGCCGCACUACCUCAGAUGUCAAGAAUCGUCCCUCCUCUUUGUGCUUGUUAAAGCAAAUGAAAAACGAGUAUCCAACAUAAAGCACUUCCAAAUGCUGAAGUUAAUGUUCUACCUCAAAAUAACAUUGUCAAUGUUGUCACUGUUGUAGUUGAUCUUUGUCUGUUUAUUGCAAAAUGAAAAUUGCUUACCUCCUCUGUUUGAAGAAUUUGGUGUCUAUAGAAAGAAGGUCAUUCAGUACCACAUGCAAUAUAUUGUAAUGUGCUAUGGAUUACAUUGUUUUAGCCAUGCUGUUCCAUUUUUAAAGUUUUCAUUUUACUAUUAUUUUUAUUUUACAUUUUUUUUGUAAAUCGUUACAUCAGUAGAACAAAACACUCAGCAAUGAACCUAACAUUUUCCAGACAAUUUACUGCUAAAUGUGAUAUUUAAUGCUCAAUUAGACAACCGCAAAAUGACGCAAAUUAGUGGUAUGACUGUGUGCGUGUGCGUGUAGAUGUUGCUUAUGUGCAAGUCUGAAUUUGUGUUAAUUAAAACACGAGCACAAAUCUGAUUAAACUGCCAAGACAUUUUACACUUUUGCUAGCAUAGUUCAAUAUUUGUGUCAGUCAUUUACUGAGUCACUUGCUGAGAGUAAGAUGAGAAGGUCAAUGCCAUUUUUUAAAUUAGAUUGUGAAGAGGAGUAGGUGCUAGUUUCAAUGCAGCAAGACAUACUGUACUAGGACUUGCAUUGCUCUUAAUAGUUAAAAUUUCUGUCACCUCUUUUGGUUCCCCAAAUAAAUCCUGGGAAGGGAAUAGCAAAAUAAAUUGUGUUCUUUUUACGAUACUAGGUUGUCUGUUAAACCUAGUACAUGACGACAUCCAUCCAUCUAUUUCCAAUGCCACUCCUCUUCACCAGGGUCGAGGGUGAACUGGAGCUUAUCCCAGCUGACCUCGGUCAAGGGGCAGGCUACGCCCAGGAUCCGUAGGCAGUCAACCGCAGGAUCGCAUGUUGCACAUAGACAAACAACCUUUCUCACUCACAUUCACAACUAUAGGCAGUGAUCCUAACUUGUGGUACAUGACAAACUAGUCCAGAUAUGCAAAUUUUAAGUUGAAGUGAAAUGUCUUUCUAUAGCCUCAAAGAGGAUACUUCCACUAGCAAUACAUUUUUUCAUCCAUUUGACUCAGCAUUUAUCAGAAGCACUAUAUCCUUCCGAUUAUUCUUUUUGAAGACUGAAGUAAUUCGCUCAUUAGAGAAAUGUGUAAAAUGUUGGGCUAUGGUUUUAUCGAUGGCCUUUUACAUCCAAAACAAACUAAAAAGUCGCCAACCUCUAACGUUCACAAGAAAGCGGAAACAUUUCCCCCAAAUUCUGAAUUAUUCAGUAUCAUUGAAUCUUUGGUCUCAGUAAGCUACUCCAACUCCUUGGAAAAAAUCACAUUGAAAUGAAGGCGCUGACGACACGUGAGAGUUGUUGAUCAUGUUAGCCUACCUUUAAAUUCUUCUCGAAACUAUCAUCGGUGCCCUUCUGUCUUCUCUAAACACUCAUAUCAGGGCCUCAUGGUCUUCAUGAGACAACAUUAAUCUCUCCACAGUUCUAGGUUGUGUGGCGUCACAGGGUCUCGCUCUGGUAUGCAUUAUGGUUACCUACCUCAGUAGUUUCUGUCCUUUUGUUCAGGUCUUAAGGAGUCAUGCAGAGUAAAAACAUAAGUACACAAAUAUACGGUGGAUACAUAUGUAAAUAUAUUCAAAUAGUCAGCAUUCACUGGAUGGUGAACUAGUCAGGAUUGCACACAAACAGUAUACAAACACACAGAAAACAUUGAAUGCCUCUUUUGUGCACUAAUUAUUGAAAAAAAGUUCUUGUUCUUGCUUAGCUCCUAGUUGAUGUGAAUGUGUAACUUUAUCAAAUGAUUUUUUUUCAUAUCAAAAUUGUUAAAAUUAUUUUUGUCACUGGUGUUUUAAUUCACUGUUUACCUUUGAAUAAAGCAAACUGUGAAGUGGGUGGCACUUACAACUCAC